Messenger RNA from Cladocopium goreaui, 3150 nucleotides. NCBI's taxonomy places the organism in Eukaryota, Dinophyceae, Suessiales, Symbiodiniaceae. The record is from the annotation of a GenBank genome assembly.
GUUUCCCACCUGUCUCGGAUCCAGUUGGGAAGGGUCUGGGAUGCAUCAGUUUCCUAUGAUGACGAUCCGAAGUCCUUCAACUCUGCCAUGCUUUGGGCAAAGACACUGAUCAGUCCACAGAACCGCAGCUGCUUGGCCACGAUGGUUGGACCGCUCGCAUGGAAGAGGCUUGGGAGUUGGACGAAGCGUGUCGUGCUCCUCACUGGGAAGGUGGGAUCUGGCAGCGUGCUGCGAGCGCAGCUGCCGCUUUUAAAGUCAGCAGAUCUGGUGUUGUUGGUCACCUGGAAAGGUGAGCUGGUAGCUGACCAUUGGGCCGGAUUCACUUUGUUGGAGGUUGACACGGUCUCAGUAGACCCGAGGCUCAGUUCAUCGGAACCUCAGGAUACGCUGCUUCGUGCUGGCCUUGAGUUUGUGCAGGGUUUAGCACCGGUCGCCGCAGAUGUGCUUGUCAUCAAAAGUCGGCCAGAUGCUUUGCUUCCAGAGGAUGACAAGGCACAGCUGGAGACGUUUUUGGACCUGACCACCUGGAGCCUCUCGGAUGCCGAGCGAGGAAAGGCACGACAAUGCUUGGAACAGGCACGGCAAGCCGGGCAAGCCGGUGAAGGACAUCGACCUUGCAUGUGCUUUAUUCGCCAGGACAUUCUCACCGGCAAGUGGGCACACUUUCAGCUGGGCACUGGGAAUGAGAAGAAGCCUCGCCAAACCGAAAGCAAGAGCAAACAAGUCGCCAUGAGGCCAAUCCACGAGGAGCCAGAACAGUUGGAUGGCUGUCCCUUCUGUGCCUGCCACGUGCCUGAAGCUGCUGAUGUCUUGCGAUUUGAGAAGAUUCAGGGCGAGGCUGAGACGGGGGGCACCGAGACCAUAUUGUUGGCGAACUUCUGGAAGUACGACGCCUACGAAACCGUGACGACCGGGCAUCAGUUGAAAACCGACUGGUCCCGAGCCAACGGCAGACCGUGGCAAGUGCGGGUUGUGCGCAAUAUUUUUCCAAGCAUGAGCGUCCCCCGGGAGUACUACUUCGAUGGCUGCGAUGAUGGCUUCCUGGAUGAUCGAGGUGGCAACAUGAUCAACCCCCGAGUCGGGCACCCUUUGUAUUUGCAGGUGCCUGGUGUGGGCUUCAAUGAUGUCGUCAUCGAAACUCCGUUGCACAAUAUGUGUGCGGCACUUGAGCAGGAAGAGUGCAUUGGCCUUACCCUGCGAGCAAUUGUGAUCCGGGGCCGUGAGCUUCUAGCAAAUCCGCUGGUCGGGUACGUCACUGUGUUUAAGCAGCACAAAUGCGGAAGCAUUGUGCAUGCGCACUGGCAAAUCAUCACCACACCUUUUGUCCCCAGCUCGGUAGAUGUGCAGCUAAUUAGAGCAGCACGGCUACAGCAGCGCUUCGGACUAUGUGUUGGCUGCCAAGUGCUGGUUUCGGCACCAACGGGCAGCGACCUGGCCUCCGAGCGUUUGGUGUUGGAGACCGCGCACUUCGUGGUGUCAGCACCUUUCGCUUGUCGUGAGCGCUGGCGUCUUUACUUGGCUCCCAAAAGGCAUUCACCCGACUUUUUUCAAAUUUCCGUGAUGGAACUGGAGGAUUUGGCCCAUGUCCUCAAGAGAGUCCUCCAAAUGUACUAUUUCAAAUUGAAUGAUUGCCCCUUCAACAUUGCCGUGUGGACAAGACCCAGUGUUGAAACGCAUCGCGACAGCUGGUUUGGAAGCUUCAGGCCUGGCCAUCGAGCCGAAAGCAGCUAUAACUACUUCCAUUGGUACAUUGGCUUCUAUCCACGGGGCAAAGCUGUCCCGCAGGGCUUCAAGAAUGCCACAGCAGCUGGUUGCAUGAAGACCUCCCGGCCAUUUCUACGGCGCAUUUGGGUCCCAUGGAUUGAUGCCCCUUGGCACAACUUGUGGUCCUUGUGCAGUGUGAUCAGUGGAGUGAUGUGGAGUGGUGGAGACAUCGAGAGAGAUCCAUCGAGGGAGUGUGCUGACUGUGGAGUCCAGCCAGCUACGGUGGCCAUGGAAUGCGGUGCGCCCUGUCAAGAGCCGCUCGUUCCGGAAGCACCGCUGCUGAUCGGCUGCUGUUUUUAUUUCCAAUCCAAGGCACCAUGGGGCGAACUGCAGUCCACGUACAUCGAUGGCUUGUGGCAUCCUCAACCUAUUGGAGCCACCUUCAAGACCUGUGGGCUCAGAUAUGACCUGACGGAUAAGCUGGUGGAGCGGGUGCCGGUUGGCGCUCAACGCCAGGGGCGUGGCCACAGCUCAGCCAUCUUGGAGGCAGCGAGCUCGUCUUCACUCAGGCCCGAUGUGAAGGACCAUUUGGUGAAGCUUCUCAGCAUCUACUUCCAUUUGGUCGUGGGCAUCUUUCGAGUGGGCGGUGGUCCCUGCGAGCCAGGCGGUGGAGUUCAUCUGCUGUUGACGUCCAACACUUCGAUUGAGGCCGGAGUCGUGCAUCGACCGCGGCUGUUGGGUGGGAACCAGGCGCUUCGAUGCCCAAAUCUCACUGCCAGUGGUCUGGCACAGUGGAGGCGGCAGAGCCAUCCCCAGCCAGGACAAGGACUGCUGGAGGUGAGUCGGCAAAGUUUCACUUGGUACAGACCAGUCUUUGACCUUUCAUGGCAUCAGGCAGUUCUGGACGGUUUGACCUCCCCAGAUGGCCUGUCCGAGCUAUUGCCUCUACAAGCCCCACCUGUCCCGACCCACUUUGCGACAUUGGAAGGGUUGAAGGUGUCUCAACGAAACGGGCGCUUCCAAGAGGAGAUCCAAACGGCCUGGUGCUGGGAUUUGGGCCAGGGACCCAGCUCCUGGACGUCGUGCCUGGGAGGUCCAAGUGAUCUGCCGGCCGUGCAUGAGAAGUGCUGCUUCCCAACACAGGCCUUCUGCGCUCGUUGGGUGUCCAGUGGCGCUUUCUCCGACUUAGUGCGUCAAGCAGGUGAAGCGGUGCUGCAAGAGACGCGUGAAUUCCAAUUGCUGGAUUGGUGCGCACCCAGUGAGAUGUUGAGGGAUCGACGAGCUGAGCAGAUCUGCUCGGAUCAAAGCACUGAGAAGAUGCAGCUGAUUUGCAACAUGCGCGCCGCAUCCGGCGAUUUGUUGCCUUCCAUGGCACCUCGUGGUGAAGCCAUGCAUCGCCUGUGGAAGGAUGUGCCGCGUCACCGGACCAAAGGCAGAUCUGCUUGA